Messenger RNA from Oryza brachyantha (malo sina), 1213 nucleotides. Its product is annotated as probable transcription factor FL. Gene Ontology annotation, biological process: regulation of DNA-templated transcription. The coding region runs from base 56 to 1213 and encodes 385 amino acids. The transcript has 3 exons. Gene Ontology annotation, molecular function: DNA binding. NCBI's taxonomy places the organism in Eukaryota, Viridiplantae, Streptophyta, Magnoliopsida, Poales, Poaceae. The record is from RefSeq and is a predicted model, not a curated record.
CGAAACACAAGAAAACAAACGGAGACACCGCGCCCCGCCGAGCUAGCGCGCGCGCAUGGAUCCCAACGACGCCUUCUCGGCCGCGCACCCGUUCCGGUGGGACCUCGGGCCGCCGGCGCCGCCGCCCGUGGCGCCGCCUCCGCCGCCGCCCCCUCCUGUGCCGCCGGUGCACGCCCCCAGGGAGCUGGAGGAUCUGGUGGCAGGGUACGGCGUGCGGCUGUCGACGGUGGCACGGAUCUCGGAGCUCGGGUUCACGGCGAGCACGCUCCUGGCCAUGACGGAGCGCGAGCUCGACGACAUGAUGGCCGCGCUCGCCGGGCUGUUCCGCUGGGACCUGCUCCUCGGCGAGCGGUUCGGCCUCCGCGCUGCGCUGCGCGCUGAGCGCGGACGCCUGAUGUCUCUCGGCGGCCGCCACCAUGGGCACCAGUCCGGGAGCACUGUGGAUGGCGCCUCCCAGGAAGCGCUAUCCGACGAGCAUGACAUGGCGGGGAGCGGCGGCAUGGGUGACGACGACAACGGCAGGAGGAUGACGAUGGCCGGCAAGAAGCAGGCAAAGAAAGGAUCCGCGUCGAGGAAGGGCAAGAAAGCGAGGAGGAAGAAGGUGGACGACCUGCGGCUGGACAUGCAGGAGGACGAGAACGACUGCGACGACGACGGCGGCGGGUCGGAGUCGACGGAGUCGUCUGCCGGCGGCGGCGGAGGUGAGCGGCAGAGGGAGCACCCUUUCGUGGUGACGGAGCCCGGCGAGGUUGCGAGGGCCAAGAAGAACGGGCUGGACUACCUGUUCCAUCUGUACGAGCAGUGCCGCCUCUUCCUGCUCCAGGUGCAGUCCAUGGCUAAGCUGCAUGGACACAAGUCCCCAACCAAGGUGACGAACCAGGUGUUCCGGUACGCGAAGAAGGUGGGGGCGAGCUACAUCAACAAGCCCAAGAUGCGGCACUACGUGCACUGCUACGCGCUGCACUGCCUGGACGAGGAGGCGUCGGACGCGCUGCGGCGGGCGUACAAGGCGCGCGGCGAGAACGUGGGCGCGUGGAGGCAGGCGUGCUUCGCGCCGCUCGUCGACAUCUCCGCGCGCCACGGCUUCGACAUCGACGCCGUCUUCGCCGCGCACCCGCGCCUCGCCAUCUGGUACGUGCCCACCAGGCUCCGCCAGCUCUGCCACCAGGCGCGCAGCAGCCACGCCGCCGCCCUCCCGCCGCCCUUGUUCUAG